Messenger RNA from Phalaenopsis equestris, 2873 nucleotides. Its product is annotated as molybdenum cofactor sulfurase. The transcript is spliced from 22 exons. Lineage: Eukaryota; Viridiplantae; Streptophyta; Magnoliopsida; Asparagales; Orchidaceae. Gene Ontology annotation, molecular function: molybdenum cofactor sulfurtransferase activity; molybdenum ion binding; pyridoxal phosphate binding. Gene Ontology annotation, biological process: Mo-molybdopterin cofactor biosynthetic process. Bases 222 to 2735 code for a protein of 837 amino acids. The record is from RefSeq and is a predicted model, not a curated record.
UGAGGAUGAUCGACUUUUCGCCAGCGCUCAUUGCCCCGAAGGACCGAACCUCUCAGUUCAGUGAGAGUCUACAAUUCUCCGACGACAUCGGUGUAGCUUUGUUCCAUUUGAUGUUUCAGUUGGUCGCCUCAGGAGCUGUGCUCAAAAUCUUCACACUUCAACGACUGCAACUUGCUAGCGGUGAAAAUCUCUUUGCUUUGGUUUCAGUUUUCUUUUGCUAGAUGGAGGGAGCAAAAGAAGAAUUCUUAAGGCUUUUUAGGGACGAUUACGGUUACCCUGACGCUCUUAAGAAUAUCGACGAGAUGCGCUCUACUGAAUUCAAGAGAUUGGAAGGGGUUACUUAUUUGGAUCAUGCUGGAGCAACGCUCUACUCGGAGGCUCAAUUGGAAGCAAUUUUCAGAGACCUAUCUACAAAUGUCUAUGGGAACCCACAUAGCCAGAGUGAUUCCAGCCAUGCAACAUCUAAUGUCUUAAAUGAAGCACGCCGACAGGUACUAGCGUAUUUUAAUGCCUCUCCGAUGGACUACAAAUGUAUAUUUACUUCUGGAGCGACAGGGGCUUUGAAACUAGUUGGUGAAACUUUUCCUUGGUCUGGUGAAAGCUGUUAUAUGUACACGGUGGAAAACCAUAACAGUGUUCUUGGGAUAAGAGAAUAUGCUCUUGAUCUCGGAGCAACGGCUCUUGCUGUUGAUAUUGAGGAGGUUGAAUAUAUGAGAAGCUCAAAACCUUCCAUCCAUAUCUUGAAACACUCAACACUAAGGAGAAAUGAAGCCAGCUCUCCAGUAGAGAUUCAGAAUGGUAACUGUUCGGGGAAUGCUUAUAAUCUGUUUGCUUUCCCCUCUGAGUGCAAUUUUUCCGGCAAGAAAUUUCCUCUAGAAUUGGUCAACAUUAUUAAAGGGUGUGCUGGAAGAAGAAUUGGAGACUCACUACAGUGCCGGGGUUCCUGGUUAGUAUUGAUCGAUGCUGCUAAAGGUUGUGCCACGGAACCACCAGAUCUAGCUAGGUAUCCUGCUGACUUUGUUGCCUGUUCUUUUUACAAGAUGUUUGGUUUUCCAACUGGUCUAGGAGCUCUCAUUGUUCAAAAUGAGGCGGCCGGGCUUCUAAACAAGAAAUAUUUCAGUGGAGGUACUGUAUCUGCCUCUAUUGCUGACAUUGACUUUGUAAAGAGAAGGGAAAGCAUCGAGCAGUUCUUUGAAGAUGGAACUGUUUCUUUCUUGGAUAUUGCGGCUAUUCGUCAUGGUUUCCAUAUAAUCAAUAGACUAACUAUGCCGUCUAUAUCCAGGCACACAGCUUCUCUUGCUACAUAUACAAGGAACAAGUUGGUGGAGUUGAGGCAUGGAAAUGGGCUGAAACUUUGUUUACUCUACGGAAAGACAGUUGAGAAGGCAAAUCCUUCUUGUCUGGGUCCUACAGUCACAUUCAAUUUGAAAAGGUCUGAUGGAUCUUGGUAUGGGUAUCGUGAAGUGGAGAAGCUUGCUUCUUUAUCUUCUAUCCAACUGCGGACAGGCUGCUUUUGCAACCCUGGUGCAUGCGCUAAGUUCCUCGGUUUAUCUCAUUUAGAUCUUCUUUCCAACCUUGAGGAUGGACAUGUUUGUUGGGAUGAUGCUGACGUGUUAAAUGGAAAACCAACGGGUGCUGUUAGGAUCUCCUUUGGUUAUAUGUCCACAUUUGAGGACGCUGAAAAAUUCGUGACGUUCUUGAAAACUUCUUUUGUAACAAAGACCAGCAUAUGGAAAGUUCUAUAUCCAUUUGAAGCAAAGGCAAAUGCCCAUACUGAUGUCAGAUGGAGUCAAUUGAAUGAUGGCGUUUGCUUAAAAUCGAUCACAGUAUAUCCUGUAAAAUCAUGUGGUGGAUUCAGUGUUUCCUGCUGGCCUCUAGUCAAUUCGGGCUUGAAAUAUGAUCGUGAAUGGCUUCUCAGAGGACCAAAUGGUGAAAUUUUGACUCAGAAAAAGGUCCCUCAGUUGUGCCAUGUACGCACAUUUGUGGACUUGGAGCAAGAGAUUCUUCAUUUGGAAUCACAAUUUUGCAACGAAUCAUUGCAAAUUUCUCUUCAAAUGGAUGUGUCGGCUAGUUUGCUGGAGGAGAUGAAUGUGUAUGGCCAAAAAUAUUUAGUGCGUAGUUAUGGAAAUGAAAUUAAUAAGUGGUUCACUCAAGCCAUUUCACUUCGCUGUACCUUCAUUCGGUGUGCAAGUUCAAAGCAUCGUUCCAGUGUGCGCCAAGCUGACAAUAGACUAUGCAGAGAUGUGCAAAGUCAACUAAACUUUGCUAAUGAAGCUCAGCUGUUACUGAUAUCUGAAGGGAGUGUUAAUGAUCUCAAUGACCGGCUUAGAUUGAACGCUAAGGAAUGCGUUAUAGAAAACGGAGGGUCGCUAAUUGUGGAUGCUAUGAGAUUCCGCCCCAACCUGGUUAUAUCUGGAGCAGAAGCAUAUGCUGAAGAUAAUUGGGGAACUAUUCAUGUUCGAAAGGCAAAAUUUAGUUCCUUAGGUGGAUGCAAUCGCUGCCAAAUGAUUAAUAUUGAUCAAGAAAGUGGAGAGAUUCAAAAAUCAAAGGAGCCUUUAGCAACUCUAGCUUCAUAUAGACGAGUGCAGGGGAAGAUUUUGUUUGGUGUUCUGUUAAGAUAUGAAAAUCAAAUGCCAGAAGACGCUGAAAAUGGUACUGAAGAAGAGCAUUGGCUUGAAGUGGGGCAGAAGGUCCAUCCUUCUCUUGUUAUUAGUUCAGAAAGUCUGCAGAUGUAAAUUAAUAAUCAUAAAAUAUGCGGCAAUUUGACCGUUGGAUUGAAUUGGAUAACAGAUGAAUUGGAAAAUAUGUUAAAUCCGUUAACAUUAAUGCCCUUGAAGAUGCGGAAAUAAAUUCCACAUGGAAAAUGUAACAAA